Manihot esculenta (cassava) is the source of this 2236-nucleotide messenger RNA. Its product is annotated as cytochrome P450 CYP749A22. The record is from RefSeq and is a predicted model, not a curated record. The transcript is spliced from 5 exons. Lineage: Eukaryota; Viridiplantae; Streptophyta; Magnoliopsida; Malpighiales; Euphorbiaceae. The coding region runs from base 446 to 1999 and encodes 517 amino acids. Gene Ontology annotation, molecular function: monooxygenase activity; oxidoreductase activity, acting on paired donors, with incorporation or reduction of molecular oxygen; heme binding.
GGUUUUUUGGGAGAAUUAGGAGAAUAAAGAUUCAAAGCCAUAGAAUGGAAUACAAAAAAGCUAUGAUUCAAUGAGCUCAUGAACAAGUCAUUGACAGGAUAACUAACGCUAUUGAGUAAUAUAUAUAAUAAAUAAUCUAAUUUUUCAUAAAGUCUAUAUAUGCACCUGUCAGACUUUUUUUUCUAUCUUUUUCUGUUUGUGAUGUUCUUUUGGGUAAUAAUAGAAAAUGUCAUUUUCUUUCUGCAUAUGCCAUUAUCAUAAAUCCAAUAACAACACAUCAAGUGGAGAAAUUAUUAGGUGCAACCAUUGUAUAACUUAAAAUUGCUUACGUGAUACAACCAAAGCCUGGAAUCUAGUUUUUGUCCUCCAUUGCAGCCUGAAGAUUCUUAAAUCCUUGUAUUACAGACAGUAAAUUGAGCCACUGAGCUUUAAAGUUGGAAAAGAAAUGGCUGCAAUGGAGAUGGAAACCCUGAUGAAUUACCUUCUAGGUUGUCUGUGUUUGUUCUUGCUUCUGAUUCUUGGGAAGUUCCUAUACACAGAAUGGUGGACUCCAAUUUUCAUACAAUCCCUGAUGAGAUCACAAGGAAUCAAAGGCCCUUCUUACAGAUUCCUCCAUGGCAACACCAAAGAGAUCACCAACAUGAGAAACGAAACCAUGAAGAAUCCCAUGGAAUUGUCUCAUCACGUACUCCCAAGAAUUCAGCCACACAUAUAUUCCUGGAUCAAGCUCUAUGGGAUGAACUUCCUUCUCUGGUAUGGUACUCGAGCUCAACUGACAGUCACAGAACCUGAGUUGGUUAAAGAAAUUCUGAACAGUAAAGAAGAAGCAUAUUGCAAAAAAGGGUUCCAGGAGUAUAUCAAGAAGCUAUUAGGGGAUGGACUUGUUUUAUCUUCAGGCAAAAAAUGGCUAAAGAUGCGAAAACUCGCCAAUCAUGCUUUCCAUGGGGAAAGCUUGAAGAGUAUGGUUCCAGCUAUGGUGGAAAGUGUGGAGGUGAUGCUUAAAAGAUGGGGACACCAUGAAGAGAAGGAGAUUGAUGUAUUCCAGGAAUUCAAGGUUUUAACAUCAGAAAUAAUUUCCAGGACAGCUUUUGGAAGCAGCUAUCUGGAAGGGGAGAAAAUAUUUGAUAUGUUGAAGAAAAUGACCACCAUUAUUGCUAGAAACCAUUAUAAAGUGAGAAUUCCAGGAAUUAAAAGAUUUCUGAAGACAAAGGAUGAGGUUGAAAUGGAUAAACUAGAAGAAGAGAUACGAGACACCAUCAUAAAUAUGGUAAAGAAAAGAGAGGAGGCAGCAAUGAUGGGUGAACUGGACAGCUAUGGAAAUGAUUUUCUUGGAUUACUUGUGCAGGCUUAUAACGAGGAAGAUAAGAACAUGAAAAUAUCCAUAGAUGACUUGAUUGAUGAAUGCAAGAAUUUUUAUGUUGCUGGACAAGAAACAACUGCAAGCUCACUCACUUGGCUUGUUUUUCUUCUGGCAAUUCACACUGAUUGGCAAGACAAAGCAAGAAAAGAGGUCCUUCAACUAUUUGGUCAGCAGAAUCCAACAGCAGAUGGUGUUGCGAAAUUGAAGACUAUGAGCAUGAUCAUCAAUGAAUCUCUAAGGCUAUAUUCUCCUGUCUUUCACAUAACAAGGGAAGUUCAAAAAGAAGUUAAACUUGGGAAACUGACUAUCCCAGCAAAUAUGGAAACUCAUAUUCCAACACUUGCACUUCACACUGAUCAUCAAAUAUGGGGAGAAGAUGCUUUGAUUUUCAAACCAGAAAGAUUUGCAGAUGGGGUGGCUAAAGCUACAAACAAUAGUAUUUCUUCAUUUGUGCCAUUUGGUUUGGGAGCUAGAACUUGUGUGGGCUUGAACUUUGCAAUUACAGAAGAGAAAAUUGCUCUCUCAAUGAUUCUGCAGCAUUUCAGAUUCACUCUCUCACCUACUUAUGUCCAUUCACCUGUUCAAAUUCUCACAGUAUGCCCACAACAUGGAGUCCAGAUCAUUCUUGAAGCAUUGUGAACCACAAAUAAUCAUUAGUAAUUUGCUUUUUUAUGAAGGUUGAGGCCUAAACAGUGAUGUGGUGCUUUUAUAAAGAAAAUCUUGUGGCUAAGUAAAAAUGAAAGUUGCAGGAUAUCCAAUACAAUUUUCAUUUGCCUAGCCACAAUGGAUUACUGUCCAGAUAAAGCAGGUCUUCUGUACAAUUUUAUUAUUUGAUGAGUUUUAUAUCAAUAAGAAAAAUUUACUAUUUAAUUCCUA